Messenger RNA from Ostrea edulis (European flat oyster), 1218 nucleotides. RefSeq names its product protein sll1483-like. Bases 230 to 1141 code for a protein of 303 amino acids. Gene Ontology annotation, biological process: extracellular matrix organization; cell adhesion. NCBI's taxonomy places the organism in Eukaryota, Metazoa, Mollusca, Bivalvia, Ostreida, Ostreidae. The transcript has 6 exons. The record is from RefSeq and is a predicted model, not a curated record. Gene Ontology annotation, cellular component: extracellular matrix. Gene Ontology annotation, molecular function: cell adhesion molecule binding.
AAACAAAAAAUUAUGUAAUUUUAAAAAUUGUGAAAUUCUUAAUUCUUACAAAUUUCAUGUGGUCAGCACAAUAGCAUUAUCAGCAGAACUGAUUUGUCGAUAUGGCAGGUCAGUACCAGUAAAUCCAGGAGUCAUGUGCAAGGUUCUCGUGGUACAUGAUACACGUGACAAAACUCUUAUAAAAGGACCGUGCUCAGUCAAGUGAUUUAAGUUGGACACAAGCACCAGAAUGAUGAAGGCGGUAGUAGUGUUCUGUUUGAUCGGUCUCGCCGUGUGCCAGGAAGGUAACAUUGUACAGGUUGCACAGAAGCUUGGUGCAACGACUCUGUUGCAGUUCGCCACGGAGGCUGGUCUAGCUGACACUCUGGCUAAUGGAGGUCCCUUCACCGUCUUCGCUCCAACAAAUGAGGCUUUUGCUAAACUACCACCAAAAGUUGUAGAAUAUUUAAAGAAAAAUAAGGAAGCCCUUGAAAUGGUGCUGAAAUAUCAUGUUCUAAGUGGAAAGACAUACUCAAGUCAGCUCAAGAACGAACUGGAUGUGCCAACACUGGAUCCCAAACUAAAAUGUAGAAUCAACAUAUACCAAAACGGCAAGGUGAUCACAGCAGACGGCAGCCCUGUAGUCAUGGCUGAUCAGAACGCAACUAACGGCGUCAUCCAUGUCAUUAGUCGCGUGGAGUUCCCCAUCCCAUUGGCAGAUGUCGUCAAGACAGCACAGAAAGAUAACGAGCUGGGGACACUAGUGAAAGCUGUGGUGGCAGCAGGACUUGUUGAUACUCUUUCAGGCCCCGGUCCAUUUACCGUGUUUGCACCAACAGACAAAGCCUUUGCGAAACUUCCCCCAGGAACACUAGACAACCUUCUGAAGAACAAAACAGCACUUACAGACGUACUAACAUACCAUGUAGUAAGCGGAACCUACUUCAGUGCAGGACUUACUUCCGGUGCCGUCCCAACUGUAGAGGGUAAAAGCGUCAACAUAGUAGUAGGACAAGGAGGUGUUAAAGUGAAUGAUGCCACCGUAGAACGCCCGGAUGAAGCUGUAACUAACGGCGUGAUCCACAUCAUCGAUACAGUUCUAAUUCCUCCAAAAUACCAGAAAAUCUCGUCUGGAUAUAGAUUCCGCCCAUUCAGAGUGUAGAUAGAAUUAUUUUUUUCUAAUGUUUGCUCAUUUUGUAAAUAUAUAUUCACUUCAUAAAUAAACAUAUAUUAAUGAAA